UAAGAAUUAGAAUAAAAAUUUUCGUUUGCAUAGACUCUGCAAUAAACUUUAUUAUGCUUUAUUACACGUGCUAAUGGGUUAACAAAGUGAUUACGAUCUCACGUGCCUGUGUAGUGAAAAACUAAAAUCUCGUUCACAGAUAAACAAUAGCCUCGCAUGGCGGUUUUUUGUAAUUCAAAACAUGUGUGAAACAUCGUUCUAUAAUCGUUAUCUGUAUUAUCGCUUGCCGAGCUGCUUCUAUUUGCUUCGAUUGAUUGCGAUAAUCAUUAAAAGCUUCUAGUGUUCGAUUGAUGAGCGCGAACGGAGGAUUCGGACCAUCGUUUGGUUUUACUUAGUGUUUGUUGAUUUGAGUGCGGUAAGUUAAGAUGUUUCGUUUGGCGAUUUCUACUAUCGCUUGUCGUACAAUGAUGAUGGAGCAAGUUUCAAUGCUGAUGAAGAAACAAUUUACAACGUCAUGGACAAAAAUGCAUUUGUAUUCCACUGUGUCAUUUUCCAGCAACUGCAGCAAAAUUAUGGAGCAAAACUACGAGAAUGCUAUUGCUACGUUAAACACACUACAAUCCAACAAUAGCGUUUUACAGGAUUCCAUCCAAAGCAGGCAUAAAAACGAUUCAAAGCAUACAAGCGACACAGUAAUUUUUUUAAAACGAAUCGGAAUUACAAUGGAAAAGUUGGAUCUACUCCCCGUGAUACAUGUUUCUGGAACUAAGGGAAAGGGGACAACGUGUGCUAUGGUGGAAUCGAUUCUCCGCUUUAAUGGUUAUCGCACCGGGUUCUAUAGCUCACCGCACUUGGUGUCUGUAACGGAACGCAUCCGUCUAGAUGGACAACCGAUUUCAAAAGACCGUUUUGCGGAGCAUUUUUGGAAAAUCUACAACAUGCUGUUCGCUGCCCAGGAACGCGAUUCGGAUAUGCCAUCGUACUUUGGAUUCCUGACCUUGCUAGCUUUAAACGUGUUCAUUGGCUCUGUGGAUGUAGCAGUAAUAGAAGUUGGGAUUGGCGGACGGUACGAUUGCACAAACGUUAUACGAAAUACACAGACGGUCGGCAUUACCUCUCUUGGACUGGAACAUACACAGCUGUUAGGAGAAACGUUGGAAGCGAUUGCUUGGCAAAAAGCUGGAAUCGUAAAGCAAGGAUCAGAAGUAUUUGUCGCAGAGCAACCAGCUGAAUGCAUUGCUGUAAUUGAAAACGAAUGUCGCCUUAAAAAUGCGAAGCUACACAUUGUUCCGUCUCGGUUGGAACAGUAUCGUUGGACGAAGAUACCUACAAUGGCGCACAAUCGCUGUCCGGAGAUGGAAAUUAAUACAUCGCUGGCAAUUCAAAUAGCGGUGAACUGGAUUCGGCGUACACGUCCCCAUAUUUUACCAUUUGACGAUAAGCUGCUGAUUCCUGAAAACAUUGUAGAAGGUGUCAAUUGUUAUUUUUGGCCCGGAAGAUUACAAAUCAUUCCAUGUGAGGGAAAGCGAACAAUUUUCCUAGACGGCGCUCAUACACCGGAUAGCAUAGCAGUGUGCGCACGAUGGUUCAAAACGAAAUCAGCAAACGAGCACAAACGAUUGUUGGUCUUCAAUUCUACCGGUGACCGGGAUGCUUUGUCACUUUUGUCUACAUUGGCGCGAACCAUUGCCUUCGACGCAGCAUUCUUCACACCAAAUUUGGCUUUUACUGCCUCCAGUACUAUCUUCGAUACUGUUAAUCAUAAUUUUCCCCUAGAAUUACAAAUACAGCGUUGUGAAAAAUAUCACGCACAUUGGAUAAACCAUUUAAAACAAACUGCAGGGUUCGUGCAUAAUUCUGUGAAAUCAAUCUUCGAUUACAUUGACAACAACUAUCCAGCACGCGAUGAAUCAUGCGACAUUUUAAUUACCGGUUCGAUUCAUCUUCUUGGUGCAACACUUAUAGCGUUAAGAAUGGAGGAUCGUGUUUUAUGGCGUUAGUCGUUUCCUGUCCCCCCGCUGAUAGAGCAUUCGGUAACGCAUUGGUAUAUCGCGUUUUGUGGUUGCACUAGCGCCUUCCGGUACAAUAUUCAUAAUAAAACCGGUGUUUUGUAUAAUAUUGCGAGAAGGCUCUUAUUUAUUUCUAGUAGAACAGUCGUGUUACAGUUGUAAAUCCAAUCAAACAUAGCAAAGUCGACACAGGCGCCUUUUACAUUAGGCGCCAGUGUGAUAUGUCAGAACGAACGAAU
This is a messenger RNA of Anopheles bellator, 2188 nucleotides long. Its product is annotated as folylpolyglutamate synthase, mitochondrial-like. Gene Ontology annotation, molecular function: tetrahydrofolylpolyglutamate synthase activity; ATP binding. The record is from RefSeq and is a predicted model, not a curated record. Gene Ontology annotation, biological process: tetrahydrofolylpolyglutamate biosynthetic process. Gene Ontology annotation, cellular component: cytoplasm; mitochondrion; cytosol. NCBI's taxonomy places the organism in Eukaryota, Metazoa, Arthropoda, Insecta, Diptera, Culicidae. The coding region runs from base 366 to 1940 and encodes 524 amino acids. The transcript has 5 exons.